UAAGAGCCAACAAGAAAUUAACGUCAUUCAUCUUCUCUACAAAAAUCAUAGAUCAAUCUAUUUCUUAAAAUCUCAAUCUCUUUAAAAAUGGCAACCUCUAGCUUCGAAUCGAUUCGAGCUAGAGCUAUGUGGCGGACUUGCUUAGCCUCCGCCUUUCGAACCGCCUUGGCUUGUUCGAUAGUUGGUGUUGCCACCCUUUUCGGGCCCGAAUGCUUCAAAACUCAAGUCGCAUUCCCAGCUUUCUCCUACGUUACGGUUAUUCUCGUCGUGACUAAUGCCACGUUAGGUGACACUUUACGUAGUUGUUGGCUCGCACUUUAUGCCACAAUUCAAGGUGUUUGUCCCGCUAUACUGAGCCUGUGGUUGAUAGGGCCGGGCAGGCUCACGGCCAGCACCACGGCUACGGCCGUGGGGCUGAGCGCGUUUUUUGUGGUCCUGCCCGAAAAUACUCACUUGAUAGCGAAGCGUAUCGCGCUAGGGCAACUUGUUAUUGUGUAUGUUAUAGGUUAUAUUAAUGGUGGAAAAACGGAACCAAUUAUGCACCCGAUUCACGUUGCCGCUAGCACGGCGGUUGGAGUGGUGGCUUGUGUUUUAGCAUUGCUGCUUCCAUAUCCAAAUCUUGCAUGUUGUGAGGUAAAAGAGAAGAGCAGGCUCUUCGUGGAAAAUGCUGCCGAGAGGAUUAACCUGUUUGUGAAGGCAUUCUCGGCUGAAGACAACACUUCAGCACUUGCUUUAAUUCUUCAAGCGAAGUCCUUAGUUAACAAUGGACCCAAACUUCUCCAAGCCAUUAAAUCCAAACAAGAAAGCAUGAAAUGGGAAAGAUUUCCUUUCAAGUUCUUAAGAUCCUAUGGAGAUAAUCCAGGGGACAAAUUUCAAGAAAUCCAAACACCCUUAAGAGGGAUGCAAAUUGCAUUGGAAAAUUCUCCUCCAUUUCCAGUUGGUAUUCUUAACACAGAGCUAAAAGAUGGUCUAGAAAAACUAGGAGAUCACAUCUCAAAGCAAAUCAAGAACAUGUCCCUAAUUGAGUCAGCCACUGUCCCAGAGUCAGAUGCACAUGAUGCAGAAAAGUUCCUCCAAACACUUCAAACAAUUCAACCAACCAAAAAAGAUCUACCCUCUUUAUUUUUCAUUUUUUGCCUAAAAAAUCUAUUAAGCAAACCAAUAUUCCCUUUAUCAUCCAAAAAAGAAUCCAUUGGUUCCAACAAACAAGUUGAUCAAGAAGAAUUUAUGAGGAAGACAUGGAACAAUUUGGCAAUUACUAUAAAUAGCAGAAGAUUUAUGGCAGCUUUUAAGUGUUCACUUUCAUUAGGAUUUGCUAUUCUUUUUGGAUCAAUAUAUAGCAAAGAGAAUGGAUUUUGGGCAGGGCUGCCAGUUGCAAUAAGCCUUGCAGCAACAAGAGAAGCAACAUUUAAAGUUGCUAAUAUUAAGGCACAAGGGACAGUAUUGGGAACAGUAUAUGGUGUCUUAGGAUGUUUUCUCUUUGAAAGAUUUGUGCAAAUAAGGUUCUUGUCUUUGCUUCCUUGGUUCAUUGUCAGCAGCUUUUUGAGCCGUAGCCGGAUGUACGGCCAGGCAGGUGGGAUUUCGGCUGUUAUUGGCGCAGUACUAAUUCUAGGUAGACAAGGAUUUGGUCCCCCAAGUGAAUUUGCCAUAGCAAGAAUCACAGAAACCUUCAUUGGAUUAUCAUGUUCCAUCAUGGUCGAAAUUUUGUUCCACCCAACAAGAGCUUCUACAUUAACUAAAAUCCAGCUCUCCAACAGCUUCAAAAUAUUGCACGAAGGCAUCGACUCGAUAACCCUCUCGUCAUCUAACAAAAAUAGUUUAGACGAAAGCCUAACUAAGCUUAAAUUCCACAUAAACGAAUUGGGAAAAUUCAUAGCGGAAGCUGAGGCAGAGCCCAAUUUUUGGUUUUUGCCUUUUAGUAGUGCUUGUUAUGGUAAGCUCAUAGGGUCCUUAUCAAAAAUGGUGGAAUAUUUACAUUUUGGGUCACAAGCACUAAGAUUCCUCGAACAACAAUCAACAAGUACCUCAAUAGACAGUAAUGUCUGGAAAGCAAUUGUGAACAAACUAGAUGCUGACCUCAUGCUUUUCAAGGAUUUAAUUGGCACGUCCACUAAAUGUUUCGAGGAGGUUAGUUCGGUAAAAUCACUCGCGGUACUUGAUAAAGAAUUCGAGAAGAAGAAAAAUUCAAUUGAUAUUGAGUUGGGAAAAUCAUCAUCAUAUAAUACAAGGUCCUCAAGUGAUGAAGAUGGAAAUGAGAAAAACUUAAGUUCUUAUAUUCAACAUUCAAAUGAACUUGUGGAUGUUAUGGUCAAUGGUGGUAAUAAAAGUGAAUUGGUUUUGAGUUUGAGUGCUUUGGGUUUUUGCAUGGAGAGUCUUGUGAAGGAGACUAAAGAGAUGGAGAAGGCAAUUAAAGAACUUGUACAGUGGGAGAACCCAUCAUGUCAUGUAAAUUUGUAUGACAUUUCUUGUAAAGUACGGGCUUUAGCCAAUACUGAAACAAACUGAAAUCAAUGAAAUUCGAGAUUAAUUUUGAAUUGCUA
Molecule: messenger RNA, 2540 nt
Organism: Lycium barbarum (goji berry)
Lineage: Eukaryota; Viridiplantae; Streptophyta; Magnoliopsida; Solanales; Solanaceae
Exons: 4
Coding region: 88-2505 (805 amino acids)
Biological process (GO): transmembrane transport
Cellular component (GO): plasma membrane
Molecular function (GO): transmembrane transporter activity
Source: RefSeq, a predicted model, not a curated record